Molecule: messenger RNA, 680 nt
Organism: Impatiens glandulifera
Lineage: Eukaryota; Viridiplantae; Streptophyta; Magnoliopsida; Ericales; Balsaminaceae
Product: transcription factor PRE1-like
Exons: 2
Coding region: 83-424 (113 amino acids)
Biological process (GO): regulation of DNA-templated transcription; regulation of growth
Molecular function (GO): protein dimerization activity
Source: RefSeq, a predicted model, not a curated record
CCCUCUCUAGAUCUUUCUCUAUCUAUCAAUUUUUCUCUAGAUCAACUUCUCUAUAUAUAAAUCAAUUAAGCUAGCAUACGUCAUGUCCGGCAGGAGGGUUUCAAGACAGUCGUCAUCAAGCGGCGGCGGCGGCGGAGGAAGCAGCGGCAGCUCAUCAAGCAGCAGGAUAACCGACGAUGAAAUGAUAAACCUAAUUUCCAAAUUGCAGCAACUUCUCCCUGAGAUCCCAACGUCUAACACUCGCACUAAUCGCCGCACUAAUCAUGCAAAGGCAUCUGCUUCAAAGGUGCUACAAGAAACAUGCAAUUACAUCAAGAACUUGCACAGAGAAGUAGACGAUUUGAGCGAUAGGCUUUCUCAGCUUUUGUCGACAAUCGACGCCGACAGCACUGAGGCAGCCAUUAUCAGGAGUUUGAUCGAAUGAAUAUUUAUUAAUUAAUUAUUAUUAUUAUUAUAGAUUUAUCGAAUCUUUAAUGAGAUCGUUUAAGUACCUAAGCUAGCUAUCUAGGGUUUGGCAUAUAUGCAUUAACUUGGCCAAACAAGGAGUAGAAAUAUAUAUAUACUAUAGGUAAUUUGGGUAUAUGCAUGUAUCAUGUGUAGUAAUUAUUGUGUACUAUAUAGGCAUGCAUACAUUAUUAAUAUUUACUUUUUACUUUUACUUGUCAUGUUAUUGUUGGCCU